UUGUUUUUAAUCUCCCCUAAAAUCCCUUCCCACUGACAAAGUAACCUCUCAAUUUCAUUUCUUUAUUAUCAUCCUCAUUCCUCACUUUCAACGCUCUUUCUUUAUCUUCUCACAAGUUCCAACAAUUCUCAACUACUAAACUAAUUCUCCCACUAAUGUAAACCACCACCACCAUGGCUAAACCACCGUCAUCACCACCGUUAACCACCAUCGGCACCCUUAUCUACUACCUCUCAGAACACCCAUCAAUCAUCUCAUUCCGUUGGAGCCACAGUCACUCAUGGGGUUCAACAUGGUCUUUCCUCAUCACCUCCAUAGCCACCUACCUCAUCCUCUCUCUCUUCCUCCAUCUCUCACUCUCUCUCCUCUUCCCCAACCGCCGUCACAUCCCUCUAGGACCCAUCCCCGCCCUCCACAGCCUCACCAUGUCUCUCAUCUCCGCCACAAUCUUCACCGGAACACUAAUCUCCGCUGUAUCAGAAAUUCGUGACACACAAUGGUUCUGGCAUCGUUCCAAAACCCCACUUCGAUGGCUCCUUUGUUUCCCCUUAGGUACACGACCUUCUGGUCGUGUCUUCUUUUGGUCUUACGUUUACUAUCUAUCACGUUUUCUACACAUGUUGAGAACAAUCUUAACUAUUCUACAUCGUCGUAGGUUGUCUUUUUAUCAACUUGUGAACCACUCAGUUUCAACGUUGGUUUCUUUUCUAUGGCUUGAAUUUUCACAGUCUUUUCAAGUUCUUGCGAUUCUGUUUGCAACACUUGUUUACUCUCUUGUCUAUGGUUAUAGAUUUUGGACAGCUAUUGGUCUUCGAUCUGCGUGUUUUCCGUUUGUUUUGAACUGUCAGAUUUUGUUGUUGGGAUGUAACGUGGCGUGUCAUGUUGGUGUUUUUUUGCUUCAUUUCUUUUUUGAAGUUGGUGGUUGUAAUGGAAUGGGUGCUUGGGUUUUCAAUUCCAUUCUCAACACUGCUGUUCUUGUUAUUUUUAUUCAUUUUUAUGUCAGGAUGUAUUUUGUUGGCAAAAGUGAAAGGAGAAUGGUUCAAGAGACUGAAUCAAUGGAUUGCUCUUCCUCUUGCCCUGACCUAAUCGUUGGGUCACGGGCGCGGUCACGAUGAAUUGCUGAUGCGGUCUUAAUUGCAGUUGCAUUGUAGUUUCGACGAUAUCAGAGAUUAUUAUGUUUCUGUUUAGAUUAGGGGUCUGGAAUUCUUUUUUUUACACUUAGGUUAUAGAUAAAGUCAAUUUUUAAAAAACAACUUGGAGUUGUGAUCAUUAGUGUAUAAUAUAUCUGCUUUGAUUUUGGGUACAAAUUGUGUACCCUUAAGAGCAAAGUGUAAUUUUGGGUACAAAUUGUGUACCUCAAAGAUCAAAGUGUAUAAGAAUAAAGAAUACUAUAGAAUGUUGGGGUACCUGUAUAUUAUGAUUAGAAUAUGCUAUAUAGAAUCACUCUUGAUUAAUUAGUUCAUUUCAUU
This is a messenger RNA of Medicago truncatula (barrel medic), 1469 nucleotides long. Its product is annotated as elongation of fatty acids protein 3-like. Gene Ontology annotation, molecular function: fatty acid elongase activity. Gene Ontology annotation, cellular component: endoplasmic reticulum membrane. The transcript has a single exon. The coding region runs from base 174 to 1115 and encodes 313 amino acids. The record is from RefSeq and is a predicted model, not a curated record. NCBI's taxonomy places the organism in Eukaryota, Viridiplantae, Streptophyta, Magnoliopsida, Fabales, Fabaceae. Gene Ontology annotation, biological process: fatty acid elongation, saturated fatty acid; very long-chain fatty acid biosynthetic process; fatty acid elongation, polyunsaturated fatty acid.